GUGAUGAAAUGUUUCUAAACUGAUGGGAGUGGUCUCUUCCAUGGUGACUCCGCCCUCGUCCACAGGUCAUGAGUUCUUACUGAAGUAUUUGAUGAGGAUGAAAAUAUUGUAAAUCGUAUGUUAUGGCCUUCAGUCAUCAGAUCUCAAUGCAACUGAACACCCAUGGGAGAUUUUGGGGGCGGUGUGUUAGACUGUACUGUCCUCCACCAUCCUCAAAACUGGGAAUAUCUUCUGGAAGAGCGGGGGCUGUCUGAUGCAGCAGGUAAUGCCAACGUGGUCUUCCUCAAGGUAGAUGUGGAUGACGCACAGGAUGUGGCUCAGUCCUGUGAGAUCAGAUGCAUGCCAACAUUCUACUUUUACAAGCAUGGAAAGAAGAUCGACGAGUUCUCUGGGUCCAACCAGACGAAACUGGAGGAGCUGGUGAACACUCACAAAUGAACACUGAGAAAUGUGUGAAGCAUGAAUAUAAAUACAAGCUUGACCCCGAACAUGCCUGCUGUCAGUCCCAUAGACUUUUCUAACAAGCACUCAUUUUGUUGCUUAAUGAACUUUUGAUGCCCUGACAGAUGAACUGUAGAAAUACUAUGUUUAAACAACUACGCCUUACUCGGUUCAUUGUAUUUCCAUAAUUAUUUCAGGUUUCUUUUUUUAAACCAUGUAACUCCAUGAUUUAUGACCAGAAAACUAACCAUUGAAAUCUGGUGUAAUAAACAGAUCUAUAGAA
Messenger RNA from Ictalurus furcatus (blue catfish), 724 nucleotides. RefSeq names its product Thioredoxin-like (gene txna). NCBI's taxonomy places the organism in Eukaryota, Metazoa, Chordata, Actinopteri, Siluriformes, Ictaluridae. The transcript is spliced from 4 exons. Gene Ontology annotation, molecular function: protein-disulfide reductase activity. The record is from RefSeq and is a predicted model, not a curated record. Bases 163 to 438 code for a protein of 91 amino acids.